GCCUAUUCCAUUUGACAAUAAAUUCAAAAAGGUGCUGUCUCAAGAAUAUUUGCAUAGAUAUAAUCACUCAAACGAAGAAAGAGUCUCCGGCAACAAGAAAAAAUUUCAAGCUCUCAAGUCUUCGAGCUGAGUCGCCAUGUUCGCGAAGCGAUUGUUACAGAAGGCAGUGCACCAUCAUCAGCGUAAAGUGCAAAAUGGUGGUUUGACGUCUGCAGACUUGGAUCCGCGAAUCACUAUCCACUACGGUGUCCCGUAUACAGCAUCGAUUCUUGCUUUUGAUGCCAUUCAGCGCCUACUGGCAAUUGGGACUCUGGAUGGAAGAAUUAAAGUUGUUGGUGGAGAUGGCAUUGAAGGACUUCUUAUAUCCCCAAAGCAAUUGCCUUACAAAAACAUAGAGUUUCUCCAAAACCAGGGUUAUUUAGUCAGCAUUUCAAAUGACAAUGAUAUUCAGGUUUGGAGUCUUGAGAGCAGAAGCAUCGCUGCUUGUUUACACUGGGAAUCCAAUAUAACUGCUUUUUCUGUGAUCAGUGGCUCCCAAUUCAUGUAUGUCGGUGAUGAAGAUAGUUUGAUGUCUGUGUUGAAGUUUGAGGCCGAAGAUGGAAAACUUUUCCAGUUGCCUUAUAACAUUUCUGCAAAAUCUAUAAGUGAAGCUGCUGGGUUUCCUUUUCCUAGCGACCAACCUAUUGUCGGAGUCCUUCCCCAACCUUCUUCUUCUGGGAAUAGAGUGUUGAUUGCAUAUCAGAAUGGGAUGAUUAUUCUUUGGGAUGUUACUGAAGGUCAAAUUCUCUUUGUUGGAGGUGGUAAUGAUCUCCAAUUGAAGGACGGAGUUGUUGAUGGUUCUUCAAGUGAAGUUGAUACUAAUCUUCCAGAUGAUACAUUGCAACAUCAUCUAGAAGAGAAAGAGAUAAGCGCUCUUUGUUGGGCAUCUUCCAAUGGGUCCAUUCUGGCUGUGGGAUACAUCAAUGGGGAUAUUUUGUUCUGGAACACAUCGUGUGCUUCAUCAUCUAUUAAAAGUCAACAAGUUACGUUGUCAUCCAACAAUAUUGUUAAGCUACAAUUAUCAUCUGCAGGAAGGAGACUCCCCGUCAUUGUCUUACAGUGGUGCAAAAACCAAAAAUCCCGUAAUGAUUGUGAUGGCCAGCUUUUUAUCUAUGGUGGUGAUGAAAUAGGAUCUGAAGAAGUUUUGACGGUUGUAACUCUUGAAUGGUCAUCUGGGAAAUUAAGAUGUGUCGGUCGUGCAGAUCUUACACUUACUGGCUCUUUUGCAUACAUGAUUUUAUUACCAAAUGAUGGGCCAGCGGGGGGUAACUACAAAGCUGACCUUUUUAUGUUGACAAACCCUGGGCUACUACAUUUCUAUGAUGAUGCUAGCCUAUCUGCCUUAAUAUCUCAGCGCGAGAGAAGACCAUCUGUCUCUGCCAUGGAGGUUCCUGCAGUGCUACCUUUAUCUAAACCUUCCAUGACUGUGGCAAAGCUCAGUAAAUUACCCAUUGGGGGGGACUCAUCAAAGGCUCUAUUAGAGGUAGCCUCAGUUAUGAAACCUCCCUCAACAGUGACCCCAGCUAGUGGUGCAAAGUGGCCCUUGACAGGAGGUGUAGCCAGCCAAUUAUCUAUUACAAAAGAUAAUGGGAUUGAGAGAGUGUAUUUAGCAGGUUAUUCUGAUGGGUCCAUUCGGAUAUGGGAUGCCACUUAUCCAGUAUUAUCUUUUAUCUGUCUUUUAGAAGGCGAGGUACAAGGUAUAAAAGUGGCCGGUUCCAGUGCUCCAGUAACAAAAUUGGACUUCUGCUUCUUCACUUUAAGUUUGGCUGUUGGAAGUGAAUGCGGCCUGGUUCGUCUCUAUGACCUCAAAGGCUGUUCAGAUGGGACAAAGUUCCAGUUUGUCACAGAAACCAAAAAUGAAGCUCAUAUUUUGCCUCGAGGAAAAGGACCUCAAUGUAGAGCAGUUUUUUCUCUUCUUAAUUCCCCAGUACAAGCACUACAUUUUGCAGACUCUGGAACUAAACUAGCUGUGGGAUUUGAAUGUGGUCAUGUUGCAGUGCUUGACACAAGUUCAGGAUCAGUUUUGUUCUUGAUAGAGGGUGUGUCGAGCUCUAGCUCUCCAAUCAUUUCAAUGACUUGGAAAGAACUUACCCAUACUGAUAGCCUUGUCAAAAGCCCAAAGCACUCUGAAACAAAAAUCUCAAUCAACCCGGCAGGGGAAGUAAUAUUUGUCUUAACCAAGGAUGCAAAGAUUAAUGUGAUUGAUGUUAGUACCGGUAACAUGAUCAGCACUCGCCCAUGGCACUUGAAAAAGGAAUCAGUUGCAGUUUCAAUGUAUGUUAUAGCGGUCAGUAUCUCUGACUCUGAAUCAUCCAAUGAAACACAGCCAGAGUCCCAUGGGGAUACUGCUACCGAGAGUGAACCUAUGCCCUGUACUACAGUUGGCAUAGAUUCACAUGAAGGUGAACAGCACUCCUCUUUGGAAACUGCACGCUCUGAGGAAAGAUUGUUGGAUUCAGUUCUUUUGCUUUGUUGUGAGGAUUCGUUGCACUUGUACUCUACAAAAUCUGUGAUUCAGGGAAAUAAUAAAGCCAUUUGUAAAGUGAAACAUGCAAAACGUUGCUGUUGGACAACAACUUUAAAGAAAGAUGGAAAAGUUUGUGGACUGGUCUUGCUGUUUCAGACAGGAGUGCUCGAAAUAAGAUCUUUAACAGAUUUAGAAUUGGUGAAAGAAAGCUCCUUAAUGUCAAUUUUAAGGUGGAAUUUUAAGGGAAACAUGGACAAGUCAAUGAGUUCUUCAGAUAAUGGGCAGAUUGCACUGGCAAGUGGGUGUGAAUUGGCGUUCAUAUCUUUAUUAGCUGGUGAAAAUGAUUUCAGGAUUCCGGAAUCUUUACCUUGUCUCCAUGAUAAAGUUCUUGCAGCUGCUGCAGAUGCUGCCCUUAGUUUCUCUAUGAAUCAGAAGAAAAAGCAGGGUAACCAACCUGGAAUUCUAGCUGGUAUCGUCAAAGGUCUUAAAGGGGGAAAAAUGGUCCAUGCUGAGGAUUUUAGUAUGUCUCCUAAAUCCAAUUUUAGUCAUUUAGAGGGCAUAUUUUUGAAGUCCCCAUUCUCAGACCCAUCUCCAGCUGUUACAGAUAAUCAGGAAGAAGAGGAGCUUAAUAUAGAUGACAUCGAAAUAGAUGAACCACUACCCAUGGCAUCUACUUCAUCUGAUGAUUCUAAAAAUAUAAAGAGAGAGAAGGGGACGGAGAGGGAAAGAUUAUUUCAAGGUGGGACUGAUGAUUCAAAACCCAGAAUCAGAACGCCCGAAGAAAUUAUAGCUACAUAUAGAAAAGCUGGGGAUGCUUCUUCAGUGGCUGCACAUGCCAGAGACAAGCUCAUGCAGAGGCAGGAAAAACUGGAGAGAAUCAGCAGGCGCACUGAAGAGCUGCAAAGUGGAGCUGAAGACUUUGCGUCGUUGGCAAAUGAGCUUGUCAAGGCCAUGGAAGCUCGAAAAUGGUGGCAUAUAUGAGAAGAAAGUUGUCCGUAAGGAAUAGCUCAAUCGGCUAAGGACCACACCUUAUAAAACAGAGGUUAUUAGUUUGAAUAUCUCUUUUCCCCUCUCAUUGGAGACAAAAAAUUACUUACAAAAAAAAAAAAAAGGAAGUCUGGCUUAAUUUCCUCGUGCUUUAACAUUAUGCCAUUCCGAGAAUACCAAAGAUUUUUCUCAUAGACCUAAGACCAGCAAUCGGACUCCAAUCAUCUGUAGCUUGUAAUCGAGCUCACAAGCAAGAGUCCAUGGUCUUUUAGUGUAUCUGAGUUUCCAUAGCCCUUUAUGUAAGUUAUGUAACUAUGGCAUAAAUAUCUCUUCCGGACAUGUAAAUCAAGACAGAUUUUAUUAAUUUAUUUGUGGUACAGAUGAAGGUAAUUGAUAAAGAGUUAUACUAGAAAUUACACUUUUAUUUCA
This is a messenger RNA of Alnus glutinosa, 3922 nucleotides long. RefSeq lists its product as uncharacterized. Gene Ontology annotation, molecular function: syntaxin binding; myosin II binding; GTPase activator activity. The record is from RefSeq and is a predicted model, not a curated record. NCBI's taxonomy places the organism in Eukaryota, Viridiplantae, Streptophyta, Magnoliopsida, Fagales, Betulaceae. Bases 137 to 3487 code for a protein of 1116 amino acids. Gene Ontology annotation, biological process: regulation of exocytosis. The transcript is spliced from 24 exons. Gene Ontology annotation, cellular component: cytoplasm; plasma membrane.